Messenger RNA from Pogoniulus pusillus (Red-fronted tinkerbird), 1991 nucleotides. RefSeq names its product divergent protein kinase domain 1C (gene DIPK1C). Bases 162 to 1409 code for a protein of 415 amino acids. The record is from RefSeq and is a predicted model, not a curated record. NCBI's taxonomy places the organism in Eukaryota, Metazoa, Chordata, Aves, Piciformes, Lybiidae. The transcript has 4 exons.
GAGCCGUGGGGAAGCGGCGGGGCGGAGGGCGUUUGGAGAUGGGUGCCGGCGGGGAGCGGGACAGGCGUACGAGGUGGGGAGUGUGGCACCCACAGGCACUGCCCUUCGCUCGGGGACGCAGCGGCUGAAGCGGCUGCCUUGAACCCAGCCCGGGUGCGACGAUGAGGGGCAUCCUCGGCUUAAAGCGGCUGCGGCUCAAAAUCUGGCGGCGAUGCACCCUGGUGCUCCUCCUCCUUUGGGCUGCCUGCUGGAUGGUGGUGAGCGCCUUACUGUUCUUCCUCCACAGGAGCGUCUUCUCCGAGCGCUGCACAGACGAGAAGAGCCACCGGAUCCUGGCCAGGCUGUGUCUUGACUACAGCAGCGGAGUCCUGACUGGCGACCUCUGUGAAGACCUUUGUGUGGCACAAAAGCUGGUGUACAAACACUGUCUUUACUAUGACAGAGGUAAGAAGGUCAUCCAGGCUGACUGGAGAGGCCAGCCCAUCAUCCUGAAAUCCAAAAAAGAAAUCUUCUCCAGCUACCAGCAUCUAAGUAUCCUAGAGGAGGUGGAAACAGAGGAUAUUCCUGAAACAGAGCUUCUGCUGAUGGUAGCCGUGGAGGUAAAAAAUGUCCUGGGGCUAGAACUAUCCAACAACAGCAUGGGGCCUCUAUUGAUAAGGAAGAAGGGACCACAUUGGAAAGCACAGGUGGCCAGCAUGUGGUCCUUGCUCCAGCAGGAAGAAUAUAUCUACUUCAGUUUGCUGCAGGACUUCAGCAAACAUGUGCUACGAAUUAUUGGCUCUUGUGGACACUUUUAUGCUGUGGAGUAUCUUACAGCUGGACACGCCUGGCACAAAACUCUUUUUCCCUUGGAAAGUGUGGUUGGUCCCUCACUUGCUGGCCACAAAAGCAUGGUGAGAGCUGUCACUGACAUUGCACUCAGCUUUCUGGACAUGGUACAGCAUUUUGAUAAUGACUUCUCUCACCGACUUCACCUGUGUGACAUCAAGCCAGAGAACUUCGCUAUCAGGAACGAUCUCACAGUGGUGGCCAUUGAUGUGGAUAUGGCCUUUUUUGAACCCAAAAUGAGGGACAUCCUCGAACAGAACUGCACAGGAGAUGAAGAUUGUAAUUUUUUUGAUUGCUUUUCAAAAUGCAAUCUGAAAAUAAAAAAGUGUGGAGCACAGAGAGCCAAUAACAACUUGCAAGUGAUCUGUGACAAAAUAUUCCGCCGCUGGUUUUCCCCAACUCUCAGAGAAACGUCAAUUUCCCUCCCACUGCAGCUGCAGCUACAGCUACAGAAGGCUGUGCAGGAGUGUGCCAAGCCAGGACAUAGGGAUGAUGCUGGGCACCAGAGGACUUUGAAAUCUCUGUCUGAGUUGUACCACCUGCUUCGAGUCACUCAGCAAGAACUGCAAAGGGCAGAGUAGAUUCAAAAGGCAGAACUGCAAAGGCCACCUCCCAACCACUGCCGAUGGAUGCUGUGCAUAAAGCAGUCUGUGCUUUCUGUCUCUUUCCUAUCCCUUCUGCCUGUUGUAUCACACUUACAGCAGAGAGAUUGUUUCUCUCCCAUGCAAAUGCAGUUCGUGGCUGCAGGUGCAGCACGUCCUCUUAAUAUCCUUUCAAGUGUGAAAUUGUUUUGCAUUACCUGGAUUCUGUCCUUGCUUAUUUUCUGAGCUGGCACUAGCCCACUCCAUCAGCAUUCAGCACAUUGCUUACCAAGAGCUGUAGUCACUGCUCAGAUAGCAUCUGUCUGAAUGCAGUGCUCAGGGUGAGGAUGCAUUUAUAGAAGAAAAGUAUAAGUAAACACAGCAAAACUACUAUCAGUGAUUAAAACAGCAGGUGGGUGGUUGAGUGUGGGUAAGCACAUGCACAGUGUUUGUUUUAAUUUCUCUGUAGGAUGAGGUUAUUUGUAAAGUAGGGACAGGGUGCUUUGUAUGAUAAAAGAACCUUAAGCAGGGAAAUGUACUGGCACAUGAGUAAAGAGUUGCUUUUAUUCAAAGCAGUCCUCA